Messenger RNA from Ambispora leptoticha, 822 nucleotides. NCBI's taxonomy places the organism in Eukaryota, Fungi, Glomeromycota, Glomeromycetes, Archaeosporales, Ambisporaceae. The record is from the annotation of a GenBank genome assembly.
AUGUCUACAGCAAUAGCUCAACGACCUGUUACCACCUCAAAUAUGAUUGGUGGGCAAACCCACUCGCAAAAACAGCAACGGCGACAAAUCUCAAAAAGACAACAGCAGCAACAACGAAAGAGUUACGAACACAACAAAAAUACACGUAUUGAUAGUAACCCACGAAUUACGAAAAUUACGACAAAUAACAACAACACUAGCAAGCCAUCUAAUAGUUAUCCGAAUAUCGUAAACUUUUAUGUGGUCACUUCAGCGUUAAGUAAAUGUUUGCUACUCCUGCAGAACACUGAUUUGGGAUUGAUACCAUCAUAUCUUAAGAACAAUUUCGCAGAAAGAUCGAUUAUCAACGAGAAAAUUGCACGACAAGUCAAUGAUUUCAAUCAAUAUGUAGCAGAAAAAGAAAAGGUUCCCAAAAAUAUGAACACCACAAACUUUGUAAUAUCACGUCGGCAUUCACGGUUACUCAACAAAUUAGACGUUGAUCUACUAAACGAAAAGCAAAAAGAUUCACUACGCGGCAUCAACCUUGAGAGCAAACAGCCGACGAAAAAACAAGAACUCGAGAAUCCUCUAGCUGAAGCCACUUCUCAAAUCAUAAUUGAUGCGUUAAGCGAAACUGACGACUUAACCAAAGUUGGUGCUAACAUCUAUAAAUAUCUCGAAAAAUGCGGCCAAACUCCUCAAAAUCUUUUUGAUUCAUUACUCAAAGUUAACGCUCGAUACGGAUGCGGUACAACACGCGACCAAGAAAAAGUGUUCUAUUUGCAUCACAGUAUGGCAAAAAAGGGUGGUGCUGAUGCUCAAUGUGCUCUCGGAUACUGA